Molecule: messenger RNA, 5521 nt
Organism: Solea senegalensis (Senegalese sole)
Lineage: Eukaryota; Metazoa; Chordata; Actinopteri; Pleuronectiformes; Soleidae
Gene: tent5aa
Product: terminal nucleotidyltransferase 5Aa
Exons: 2
Coding region: 1678-2883 (401 amino acids)
Biological process (GO): mRNA stabilization
Molecular function (GO): poly(A) RNA polymerase activity; RNA binding
Source: RefSeq, a predicted model, not a curated record
UCCAGUAUACCCCGUAUUUUGCCCUAUGCCAGCUGCACCAACAGCCUUGCGACCCUCAUGUGGAGGAUAAAGAGGUAGUCAAUGAACUUUCAUCCAUCCGCCACAAAGAAUGUUAUUGUAAAUGUCAGAAAAAGUGACUGUGUCUCUUCCCCGCAGAGGGAUUGAGACAAAAUGGGAGAGUAAAUGGGAUAAUGAGGGUUUACAGAUCUGGGUGGCUGUAGUGACGCAGGGACUUUACGCUGCCUUUUGGAGCAUCAGUGACAACAGUGGCCUUUGCAUGUCCACAACCAAACAGAACGUCUGAUAUAUUAUUUCUGAGAAAACUGUAUCCCAACCAGUUUAUUAAUGGGUGUUAAUAAUUUACUGUGUGCAUUGAAUUGUGUGUGUAACAGGUGUUUUUACAGUCGAGACAAGGCUGCAAACCCCCCUGACCCCUAGUUGAUGUGUCUAACAGGCUUAUGAGAUUACGGAGAAGAUAUUUCCCGUUUGUUUUAAGCAGCAAAAGUCUCCACUGCUCCUACGUGACUGAGCUGGUACAGGUGUAAUCUACAGUAUUUGUUUUGUUUGAUGGUGCUUUCAUGUGGCACUUUUUAAGAUGAAUUCAUUUCCAGAACCUGAACCGGCCCACAGAGGGCGACAUACCACAACCAGGAGGAAGCUCAUUACAGCCUCAGAGAUUGGAAAAUACUUUAGUUCUUCCUAAAUGUUACUUUUGGAUUAUAGAGGGUUAAUCCAAACUACAGGAAAUAUCUUGUGCUGCGUAAAUUUGGGCGCAACUAUCAUGAGCAGGGUUUACUAUUGUUGGACAUGCAUUUGCAUACAAACACUUCAGUUUAAAGUCAGUGUCAUAUGUAGAGUCUUAAGUCUGCAGACAGCGGGUGCGUGAGGGGGAGUGGGAUGAAGCACAGCUGACACUUCUAGCAGAAGGCUGCAGGUCAAGUGGGCAGGUGACCUCCUCACUAACUCCCUCACAAGUGAGACGAACUGAACAGAGUCAGAGGGAGACAGAGGGAGUUGGACUUCCUGAGCGCAUACGCGUUAUUUGUGGUGGCAGCUGCUGUGAAGAGAAAUCAAAAAUACGCGUAUAGUUUAGAUCCACAGGAUUCCUCUGAGAAGAAGAAGGUCGAUCGUCAGAGAGAGAGAGAGAGGGAGAGAGAGGGAGGAUUGUAUCAAAGGAGCUGCGUAUUCAUGCAAAUUCAUCAAAUCGUAGGCGUGCCUUUUGGCGAUGGAGGCACGGGCGGAAAAGCAAACCCCCUCGUGGAUGACUCGCUCCCCUCACAGACUGUGAUGCGCAGCGCUCGGACGCACUGACAGCGGCACCGGAGCAAAUGUUUGAAAAGCUCAGAGACAGAGAAGAGAAAGUUCGGACUCGUCUCUCUCCACGCUUGUUCUGAUAAAGCUGCACUUCGUCUCCAACUCAAACCCUCAGCGCGACAUCUGCGCCACUGGAUCUCCACCACAGGCUUCGCCACUAACUGCGCUGGUUAUUUAAUAUUUGUUUUGUUUUGUUUUGAUCAUAUAUUUAUAUUUGACCAUCUUUUCAUACGUAUUUCAAAUUCUUCAAACAGUGACGCGGAUGAAGUUACUGUCGCUCUACUUUACAGAAUCUGUGCGUAAAGGCGCCGCCGCUGUUUUGAGAAUUUGAUUUUAAUUUGUGGAAUUUUUUCCAUCAACGCCAUGUCCGAGGACGACAGCAGCUCCAACACCAGCUCCAUGCCUGACACAGAGGGGAGCACCGUCAGCGUCCUCAACUGGGAGCAAGUGCAGCGGCUGGACGCCAUCCUUACCGAGACCAUACCGAUCCACGGCCGCGGGAACUUUCCCACUCUGGAGAUGCAGCCGCGGCAGAUCGUCAAGGUGGUGCGCAGUCGCAUGGAGCAGAAACAGAUCCACGUCCGGGACGUGCGGUUAAACGGCUCCGCGGCCAGUCACAUACUGCACGGGGACAGCGGACUGGGUUAUAAGGACCUCGACCUCAUAUUUUGCGCAGACAUGAAAGGAGAAAGUGAAUUCCAGACUGUGAAGGACAUAGUUUUGGACUGUCUCCUGGACUUUUUACCCGACUGUGUGAAUAAGGAGAAAAUAACACCGUUAACGUUAAAGGAAGCCUAUGUGCAGAAGAUGGUGAAGGUGUGUAAUGACUCAGACAGAUGGAGUCUCAUCUCCCUCUCCAACAACCGGGGGAAGAACGUAGAGCUGAAGUUUGUGGACUCUCUUCGGCGGCAGUUUGAGUUCAGUGUGGACUCCUUUCAGAUCAAGCUGGACUCCCUGCUGCUCUUCUACGAAUGCUCAGAGAACCCCAUGUCCGAGACUUUCCACCCCACCAUCAUGGGCGAGAGUGUAUACGGGGACUUCAGCGAGGCCCUGGACCACCUACGUCACAAGGUCAUCUGCACCCGCAACCCGGAAGAGAUCCGAGGUGGGGGUCUGCUGAAGUACUGUCAUCUGCUGGUGAGGGGAUUCCGGGCUGCUUCCGAGUCCGAGAUGAAAUCCCUGCAGCGCUACAUGUGCUCACGGUUCUUCAUUGACUUCCCUGACAUUGGCGAGCAGCAGCGUAAGCUGGAGUCAUACCUUCAAAACCACUUUGUGGGCCUGGAGGACCGCAAGUACGACUACCUGAUGACCCUCCACGGAGUGGUCAACGAGAGUACAGUGUGUCUCAUGGGGCACGAGAGGCGGCAGACCUUAGGGCUGAUCGCCAUGCUGGCAGUGCGAGUGCUUGCCGAGCAGAACGUCAUUCCCAACGUGGCUAACGUCACGUGUUACUAUCAACCUGCUCCCUAUGUGGCAGAUGGCAACUUUAGUAACUACUACAUUGCGCAGGUACAGCCAGUGUUUGCUUGCCAGCAGGCUGCGUACUCCACCUGGCUGCCCUGUAACUGAGACAGCCCUAAGGGAAGGAGGAGGGAGAGAGUGUGAUUUGUUUGAACAGGAUAAAGCAGCAUAGUUGCCACCCCAAACCUGCCCAGUGUUUGUCAGCUGAAAGGAAAAAAAAAACAAAAACAAAGGAGUCUUCUUUUUAUGUUGUUUUGCAUCAAAGCUUGUGAUUUUGUUCAUACAUUCAGUAUGUAUGCUAAAUAUAUUACAGCUGGCUUUUUAACCCAAAUAUGUAUUUCAGUGUGAAUUUUUCACAUUUUCUGAAACACCAGUGGCGCCUGACUCCUGCGCAGGCUGGAUAGGUUUGGAAAAAUACUUUUUUGGUGUAGCUCGGGGGCUGAUGGCUAAAUGCAAAUAUGUGACGGGCUUUUGAACGCAAGCAGCAGAACUGUCAUCGAGACUGAUCAAAUCUGCCAAGAACUCAUUAGCCAGCAUGUCCCGUGAGCAGGGCAAACGCCCACAUCAGUGUCCUGAAGUUGCCCAACUUUCAGGAGUGUGUUUCUCAGUUACACACACACUUACACACACCCACACUCGGGGUGCAAUCGUAGGUGCACGCAGGGCUCCCACACGCACCCUAGACUGCUUUACUUCAGAUGAACUAAGGUGACGUGCUGCUAAAAUAGUUUGGAUCACAAACUGACAGCACCAGCGCCUUACAGUUGAACAUAACUAUGGUUUACAGACCAAAGAUUAUUAUUUUUUUGAGCGUUUCUAACAGUAAAAACCCAAUUUUGAUGCAGAGAAAAUAAACAAAAAAUAUGAAUAUACUUUAUGUCUAUUUGUAUAUGUGAACAUAUGUGUGUUAAUAAGUGCCUAUUGCCUCUCAGGGGGCAAAGAAAACAAUGAGCAGGCCAUACGACUUUUUGCAAAUCAGCCCCAGUCUCAAGACAUCAGCAGCCCAGAGGUUUGUGAAUGUAUACGUGAAAUCAAGUGCAGUCAGUGUUUGCAUUUGGAUGCAUAUUAGUGCCAGGAGUCAGUGUUGUCUUUGAAGUAAAGUAGCAGUCAAAAGUGCAAGUGAUUGUUUGUUUUAUUUCAAUUCCAACAUUCAAAUUGGUCAUAUGGAUGUGAGGAAACUCCCGAUUUUGACGCUCAAAUGAUCCAAAUUAACACUGGCAUCAUUUUCAAAUCAUCAGCAACCAAGAAAACGCUCAAUCAAGCUCAUACAUUUUCCUGAUUUUGUACAGUGGUGCUUCUCUUCUUCUUCUUGUCAGAGCAAAAAAAAAAAAUCACAUGACGGAUGAUAAGAGGAAAAGACCGCAUUCAGAGUCUGACAGAGAGCUGCUGUGUGUGUCCCUGUGCUUCCUCCUGGUUGAAGUAUAUUUGCAGAGACACCGCAGAUGACGAUGAGACACUAUUUGCUGUAGCACCCUGGCAGGGAAUUCCUCGGCUGCUGCUGAAGAGCUUAAACUUAGCCGAAGUUUGAUCUGUAGACACUCUGUUCAGGGUUCAGAAACUGUUGUGCCAAAACAUUUUGGUGGCCCCACUGAUAGCCCUAAAGUUUGAUGAGCCAUUUGUUGAUGCACUGCAGACAAAGGUGAUGUCUUUAAAGAAGACGAGGAGAGAGAGUGGGAGAGAGAGAGAGAGAAAAGGAGAGGGAAAGGGAAAUGUGGCAGGAGGCAGAGUGAGUCAGUCUGGAGAGAUGGGUGCAGCUGGUGAUGGGGUUUAUCACUUUAGGGCUACAAUGCUGUACUGUACAAACUGUCUCUGUUUCAGUCGCACUGCAAGUCAAUGCACGGUGCUGCAGCUCAUCGCCCUUUUUUUCAGGGAACACCAAAACAUCCUGUCGUCAGCAUUUGCUCUGUUUCCGUCGUCUGAAUAUUGUUUGAAAAGAAAAAAAAAAAAGAGAGAGAGUGAAAAGUUCACACCAGCUUCACAACUCAUAUUUUUCCUUUGUGAUGUUGCUUUAAUGAUGUCUAAUAGUAAUAAUAAUGAUAAUGUAUGCUUCAAUCCACACCAAUUUUAAAGAACUGUGUGUGUAUAUAUAUAUAUACUGUUUAUAUUUAAUGACAUGCCAUAGCUUUGCAAACUAUACCGCGCCUUCCUUAAUGGCAAAAAAAUAAAAUAAAAUGGUGAUUUCAAGCAUAAAGACGAAGGUUAGACUCUACGUCCAGCAUCAAUGCAUCUCAGCAUCAUGAAGAGGGAAAAAAAAAUGCAUUUCUUUUCUCGUCCUGUGUCUCACAUAACAUCUGCACUGUCCAGUUGUUUCCUCCUAUCAGUGACUGUUCACGUCGAUGGUAUCCUUUGGAUUGUGCAGGCAAAUGUAUUGUCAUUUGAUACUCUGUGAAGUCUAUAACACCUGACUAGCUAGUUAGCUCCAGUCUGCCUGUCAGUUAGGGAUUGUGGGUAAAAUGCUUUGUCUUGUGUGUGUGAGUCGUCUCAAAUAUCUUUUUUUCCUGCUCUCGCGCAGUCUUUUACAAACGACACUUUGGAAAAAGAAAGAAAAAGAUCCUUGUCUUGUAUGUAUAUUUUUUAAUGAUUGUUAUUUUUAUAAAUGUAACAGACACUGCAGAUUUGGCAGUGCUUUUGAAUCUGUGACUGGGCUUCGACGGAUAUGUUCUCAAUAGCUUUUUUUGCUAUGUCAUGUGUCCAAUGGGUCAAAAGGUUAAUGAUGUUUUCAUCAAUAAAAUAUCUGAAAACCUGA